AUGAACAACGAGGACCACUCCGUGGCCAAGUUCUACACCAACCUUUGGCUCAAUGCAGCUAUCGGUGGUGGGGCCUUCCUCUCUUUCUGUAUGCUCCGACGGUUCGGACCCUCGGGCCUGCAACGGUUCUUCAACCCCUUCCGACGAAAGUCGGCGACAGAGGAGGGCAGGCUUCCAGAGCUGGACGAGCACCCUGAUGAAGAGGAGGACCCACAGUCGGUAGAUACCAGCUUCUUGCACUGGGCUUGGCGAGCCCUCGGGGUGCGGGAGGCCGACGUGUUCAGUCAACACGGGGAAGAUGGAGUGAUGUACAUCCGCUUCUUGCGUGUGUGCUUCAUGAUGUGCCUCGUGAUGAUGGUCGUUGGCUGCGCCAUCAUCCUCCCCAUCAACUUCACCGCCAACGACGAUGACCGGUCCCAGCGCCAGGACAUGGGCGUGUUGACGAUGUCGAACAUCCCCAAACGCUCGGACAGGUUCAUGGCGCACAUCGCGGUCACCUACUUCUACUCGUUCCUCUUCUACGGCGUCAUCAUGUGGACCUUCAAGCGCUACACAGCGCUCCGAACCUCUUAUCUCACAGCCAACUGCGUGCGCGCCUACACUCUCCUCCUCCGCGGGAUACCCAGCGACCUCCUCGGGAAGAAGGUGCUCCGGCGCUGGUUCGAGGCCCGGCUCAACGCCUCAGUGGUGGCUGUCAACUUUGUGUGGAGCGCCGGCCGAUUGGACUCGCUCAAGGAGCAGCGAAGCAAGCUGCUCGUCAAGCUGGAGAAGGCCGAGAUGCAAGCGGACCGCACGAUCUACACCAGAAGUGGCAUUUUCGAACUGUUCGGAGAGAAGGUCGAAGCGGCCGACUUCUACAAGGAGCGAAUCGAACAGCUGGACCAGGAGAUUAGCUGUCUGCAGCAAGAGAAGAGCAGACGCAUGGAGAAGUCCGGAGCGGGCUUCGUCACCCUCUCCACGACUCUUUUCAAUCGCAUGAAGAUGGUGGCCUUUGCUGAUCCCACCUCAAUGACCAUCUCCCCGGCGCCCGCUCCCAGCGACGUCAACUGGAAGCAAGUCGAUACGGGCUACGUGUCCCAUCUAUUCCGUAUGGGCGUUAUCACCCUCAUCCUCGUCGUCAUCAGCCUGGCAUGGACCAUUCCUCAGACGCUCAUCGUCUCCGUGGCCAAUCUGUCGACGCUGCAAGAGGUCUCUGGGUUCGAGUGGGUUGCCGACUCCAUCACCUACGGCAUUCGGCCCACCGGGCUGGCGAUUCUCGAGGGCUUCCUGCCGGCCGUCGUCAUCACGCUGCUGCUGAUCCUCGUGAAGCACCUCUUCAAGUUGGCCUACACCCGAUUUGGCGGGCUGUCCUGCUACUCGCUGGCCGAGUGGUACGCCAUGAUCAUGUACUCGUUCUUCCUCUUCCUCAACGUGUUCCUCGUGGUGGCCGUCGAAGGCACCUUCUUCCUGGCCCUGGCCCAAAUCGUGGAAGAGCCCAGCGAGAUGGUCUCAUUGCUGGCCAACUCUCUGCCGCAGCAGGCCUUGUUCUUCAUCAUCUUCAUCAUGGUGCAAGGCAUCGGCCGUUUGUCCUUCCAGCUCUUCCGCUUCGUGCGCCUCAUCCGCUGCGCCGUCAAGUGGUGCCUCCUUGCUCGCCCCAUCACGCCGAGCGAGAGACGCGACCUGCUGACGGCGGGCGACUUCGAUUUCGUCUCGGGCUACUCCAACGGCCUUCUGAUCUUCACCAUCACGCUGUGCUACAGCGUCAUGGCCCCGCUCAUCGCCGUCUUCGGCUUCCUCUUCUUCGCGCUGUCCCUCCUCAUCGACGGCUACAACCUCCAUCGCGCCACCGAGCAGAGGUGGCAGGGCGGCGGCAAGGCCUUCUCCUUCGUGCUGCACCACCUGAUGGUGUCCUGUAUCGUCUUCCAGGUGGUCAUGAUCGGCAUCCUCAGCCUGAGCGAGUACGGCGGCGGCGUUGCCCUCGUGCCGCUGCCCUUCCUCACCGCCGCCCUCUGGUUCGUCCUGCACUUCGGGUGGUCGCACGUCAUCAACUACGGACCCGUCGACGCGGCCACCGAGACCACCUGGCGCGACACCAUCAGCGAGACCCGCAUGACGCUGGCCUACCGUCAACCGGCCCUGGCCCCGCACGGCCUCGAGCUCAAGAGCACCGAGGAGGCCUUUGGCGCGGGAGUCCACGCAAUGCAGCCGCGAGCCGAAGGCGAGGACGAGGACGAGGACCACGAGAAGAAGAGCCUGAACGAAGCCGAGCCCGUCGGCGACAGCCUCGGCCUCUCACUGCAGGAGGACCGCUGA
Molecule: messenger RNA, 2292 nt
Organism: Acanthamoeba castellanii str. Neff
Lineage: Eukaryota; Discosea; Longamoebia; Acanthamoebidae
Exons: 11
Coding region: 1-2292 (763 amino acids)
Cellular component (GO): plasma membrane
Molecular function (GO): calcium-activated cation channel activity
Source: RefSeq, a predicted model, not a curated record